GUUCCUCCUCCUAUUCCCCCGAUCGGAACCCUAAUACCCCCAAAACUUUCUCCUUUUUGGGCGCCCCUUUCCCUAUAAUCCUACCGAUUUCCUCCCUUUCUCCGAAAAGUCAGUCUUCCAUCGACCGCUCUCCAUCUCUUGCGCCGCCGUGUGCGUCUUCCUGUCUCUCUGUUUUGGCAUCCCAAAACAAGUUUCAACGGUGCGUGUCUAUUCGAUUUAUUCGGGUGGCUGUACUGUUGUGUUGAACUAGUGAGUUUUAGGGUUCUUUUGUUUGAGUUUCCUGUACGGGGAGAUCAUGUGGAGAAACUGCGAAUUAAACCAAUAAGAAGUCAUGGAAACGAAGGAAAACUUUGAUUUAAAUUUCUUUUCCUUAUUAUUUUUUUUGGGGGGGAAUGGAAGGACUCAACCCAAAUCUGAUUCUUCUUAACUGAAAAAAAUGUUGAUAAGAAGAUUAAAAAUCCUGCUUAAACCCUUGUUCAAUCCUCACCUUCGUCUCAUAGUUACCGAGUCAACACAAAAUCAACUCAGCAACCCAUCUAACCCAGCCAACUCUAUAACUCCAAUCAACCAAUCCACUCUCCUAAAAGUAUGUACGAUCCUCUACCAACAGCAAAACUCACCGAACUCGCGCCUCGACUCAUCUCUCUCUUCUUACAAUCCUUAUUUCAACCCUGAAUUCUUCCUUCAAGUUUGCAACACUUUCCCAUACUCAUGGCGUCCUAUCUAUCGUUUCUUCCUCUACACCCAAAAACUCCCUCAUUUCACUCACAACUCUGUCACCUUCAACAAAAUGUUGGAUGUCAUUGGAAAAUCCAGAAACAUUGACCUUUUCUGGGAAACUUGUCAAGAAAUGGGGAAACUUGGUUUGGUCAAUGAUAAGACAUUUAGGAUCGUUUUAAAGACCCUUGCUUUAGCUAGGGAAUUGAAGAAAUGUUUGGGUUUUUUCCAUUUGAUGAAUGGGUCUGGAGUCGGAUACAAUUUGGAGACUUUGAACAAGGUGGUAGAAUGUCUAUGCAAGGAUAAGCUUGUGGAAGAGGCAAAGUUUGUGACUUUCAAGUUGAAAGAGUGGGUUCAGCCAACUGGGGUUACUUAUAAGUGGUUGAUAUGGGGAUUCUGCAAUGUGGGUGAUUUGAUUGAGGCGUCAAAGAUUUGGAAUCUGAUGGUGGAUGAAGGGUUCGAGCUCGAUGUCGAGGUCGUCGAGACGAUGAUGGAGACACUUUUCAAGACGAAUAAAUAUGAUGAAGCAAUGAAAGUUUUCCAAAUGAUGAGAGUUAAGAGAAUGUCCGAUUUGGGGCUUUCGAGUUACAGGGUUGUGAUCAAGUGGAUGUGCAAGAGAGACAAGAUUGAGCAAGCCAAUGGGGUGUUCGACGAAAUGCGCCAAAGAGGGAUCCAAGCUGAUAAUUCGACCUUGGCUUCGAUUAUUUACGGGCUUUUAGCAAGGGGAAGGAUUAGAGAGGCUUAUAGGAUUGCGAAUGGGAUCAAGAAUCCGGAUAUCGAUGUUUACCAUGGACUAAUAAAGGGGCUUUUGAGGUUGAGGAAAGCAAGUGAAGCAACACAAAUCUUUAGAGAGAUGAUAAAGAGAGGUUGUGAGCCGAUCAUGCAUACGUAUAUCAUGUUACUUCAAGGUCAUUUGGGGAAGAGAGGGAGGAAAGGACAUGAUGCAUUGGUGAAUUUCGACUCGAUAUUUGUGGGGGGUUUGAUUAAGGCUGGGAAGACAUUAGAGGCUACCAAGUAUGUGGAGAGAACAAUGAAAGGAGGAAUGGAAGUGCCCCGAUUCGAUUACAACAGAUUUUUACACUAUUACUCGAAUGAGGAAGGCGUAAUGAUGUUUGAGGAGGUGAGCAAGAAAUUAAGGGAAGUGGGAUUAUUCGAUUUAGGUGAUAUAUUGGAGAGAUAUGGGCAGAAAAUGGCCACUAGAGAUGGGAGAAGAGACAGGGAAGUGGAGCCAUGAAAAUGAACCUUCAAAAACAGAAGACAAGUUCUAGUGUUGUAGUGUAAAUACAUUAUAUACAAGAGAACGGGAUUUUUUUUUA
Molecule: messenger RNA, 2033 nt
Organism: Hibiscus syriacus
Lineage: Eukaryota; Viridiplantae; Streptophyta; Magnoliopsida; Malvales; Malvaceae
Product: putative pentatricopeptide repeat-containing protein At1g26500
Exons: 1
Coding region: 437-1951 (504 amino acids)
Molecular function (GO): protein binding
Source: RefSeq, a predicted model, not a curated record